This is a messenger RNA of Emiliania huxleyi CCMP1516, 1203 nucleotides long. RefSeq lists its product as hypothetical. NCBI's taxonomy places the organism in Eukaryota, Haptophyta, Isochrysidales, Noelaerhabdaceae. The transcript has 3 exons. The record is from RefSeq and is a predicted model, not a curated record. The coding region runs from base 1 to 1203 and encodes 400 amino acids.
AUGCGUAAGGCGGCUCUUGUCAGCCUUGGGGCGCUGCUCGCCGCCUCGGCACCCAGUGUGCCCGCGGAUGUCGAUGUCGCCGUGCCGUAUUGGGUGCUCAAAGAGACAGUUGAAACGAUGCAAAAGGCGCUCCUUGAGCAGGAAGCCAGCAACACUGCAGCGCUCGAGUCAAUGCGUGAGGUGAUUGAUGGCCAAGCAGCGGCCAUCGGCGAACUCCACGAGGCUGAGUCCCGGCUGGCGGCCGCCAAAGAGGCGCUCCAGAAGCAGCUUGAGCAGCAUGCAGCUGCAGACGCCACUGCCCUCGAGACCAUGCGCAGGGGCAUCAAGACCGUUGCAAUGAACAGUGGAUACGCGUUGCAGGCGAUGGGCAGGGUGAUUGAGGACCAAAAGGCAACCAUCGAGGAGCUCAAGGGACACAGCGAGCGACAGAGCACCAGUAACGACGGGCUGCAAAAAACUGUCGACUCGCAGGCGGCAGCGCUUGAGGCGAUGCGCAGCACAAUUGAGGCGCAGGUGACGAACGACGCCGCUGCGAUCCAAUCGCUGCGGCAGGUGGUUGGUGAGCAGGAGUCUGCGAUCGAGCACCUCGCGGAGACGGACUCAAAGCUAGCCGCCUCGAAGGCGAAGGUCCAGAAGACGUUGGAGACACAGAGCUCAGCGGACGAGGCGGUUAUCGAGAGCCUGCGCGCCGCGAUUCAGCGACAGGCGGCACGCGACGCAGCAGCGAUUAAGCAGCUUCGGACGAAGAUGGCUGAGGUGGCUAAGCGCGACGCGGAGACGAUCGAGAACAUGCGGCUGAAGAUGUUGGCGGAGAUGCGGGUAGCGGUUCGAGAGCAGCUCGCAAAGGAUGAAGUCAAGCUCGAGACGCAGGCAUCGACAUACGAGUCCGCGAUCGAGGCGCUACGCGCGGCCUUGGGAGAGCAGGCCACGCAGGACCAGGAGUCUCGGAGGGCGGCGGUGGCGAGUCAGGCCUCCUCCGAUCGCGUGGUCAUCGACGAGCUUCAAAAGGUCGUGGGGGACCAGACCUCAACGAUCGAGCAGAUGAUGAGGAUCGAUGCGAAGCAGGCGGGUCCGAUGGCGUUGCUUCGAGCGGUCCGCGGCGUCUCGCGCGUCGCGGCAGGAAGGAGCGAGAUAACAACGAUAUCACAGGCUGCCGUGUGCGCGCGAUCGGCGAGGAUCGUGAGACGUGAGAUAACUCUAUAA